This is a messenger RNA of Gasterosteus aculeatus aculeatus (three-spined stickleback), 2531 nucleotides long. Its product is annotated as RNA-binding protein 4.1-like. Gene Ontology annotation, cellular component: nucleus. The record is from RefSeq and is a predicted model, not a curated record. NCBI's taxonomy places the organism in Eukaryota, Metazoa, Chordata, Actinopteri, Perciformes, Gasterosteidae. Gene Ontology annotation, molecular function: zinc ion binding; mRNA binding.
UGAGAUGAGAAUACUUUUAUUCUUUACCGCGGUCAUAAGACCUGACCAGGAGUGUACUUGCACCAUUGGAGAGCAGUAACGCGACAGGAUGUGGUUGCAGAUGUAGAAGGAAACGUGGCGGCGUCACUGGUGCGGUGCCGCAGCCAUUUCGCUUUUCAUUCAUUGGUUUUGAGGCCUACGUCGUCUAAUCGGAUACACAGAACUUCAUCAUGGUGAAAAUAUUUAUUGGCAACCUCGCCUGCAAUACCGCACCCGAGGAGCUGCGCGAGCUUUUUGAGAAGUACGGAAAGGUCUCUGAAUGUGACAUUGUCAAAAACUAUGGUUUUGUACACAUGAGCAAUAUGUCGGAGGCAGAGGAGGCCAUCCGAAACCUCCACCAGCACGAGCUAAACGGAUGGCGCAUCAAUGUGGAGAUGAGCAAAGGGAGGCCCAAGUCCACCACCAAGCUGCACGUCAGCAACCUCGGCGAAGGGGUCACCACUGACGUCUUGCGGGCCAAGUUCCAGGAGUUUGGCACGGUGGUGGAGUGUGACAUAGUAAAGGAUUACGCCUUCAUUCACAUGGAGCGAAUGGAGGAUGCCAUGGACGCCAUCAGUAAGCUGGACAACACCGCCUACAAAGGCAAGCUGAUGAGCGUACAGCUGUCCACCAGUCGGCUUCGCACCGCCCCAGGAAUGGGAGAGCACACUGGCUGCUAUGUCUGCGGGAAACAUGGUCACUGGUCGAAAGAUUGUCCAGUCGGUGGGAACGGUAGCCACGGCGAUGACACAAGGGGUCACAGCGGUCGAGGUCCCCCGCACGGCCAUGGUUAUGGCGGGGGCGGCUACGAGAUGGCCUCUUCAGCAGCUGAUUACAUGGCCGGCGCUGCGUUUAGUCGGGCGAAUUACGCGGGCGGGAUGCCGCCCCCCCCUCGCAGGCUCAGUGGCUACGGGACGGAGCCGGGGGAUCGGUACGGCGGCAGGGCAGCAAGCGCCUACGUGGAGAGGUCACCACCUUACGACCGCGACCGUCUCUACAGCAGUGUUGACUAUUAUGAGAAGUACAGAGCUCACCCGUACGGCUCCAGCUAUUUUGAGGAUCGUCGAAUGUCCUUUCUCCCCCCUCCCCCACCUCCUCUCCUCCCUCUCAAAGCUCUCCUCCAGUAUAGAUCCAUACGACCCUCGGUCACUGCCUCCAUCCUCAUCAGCCGCCGCGUACUUUGCACGGGACCGCAGCCCGAUCAGACGAGUGCCGGUGUCCUCAGCGGACUUCGAGCAAACACAGUCCACGGCGUCGGGCCCCCGGAGCUCCUACGCUGCUCCGCGACCCAAGGAAAAUUUCGAGCCGCGCUAUGCGCCUUAUUAAAUCCUCGGUGCCAAGGUCGGUUUGUCAACCACAGGACUUUCACCUUUGCAGGCAUAUCAAGCUACGUGAAUUCAUCGGUCUGAGCCGGGUGUGGAAAAUUAAGAUUGGAAAUUUCCCGCCGUCUUCGGGGCAGGCGAGAUGGCGGUUGCCUGCCGAUCAAUUUUUCUUUUAUUCAAAUUCACUUAACCUGUUCAAUAAGAAUGAAUGGCACCGUUUUAAAUAUAUUAUGUAUAAAACCAUAAUAUGUUCACUCGCUCAGCAGGUUUCCACUUCAGUUUUUAGCCAUUUUCCUUUUUGUGUGUGUGUGUGUGGUUGUCUUUCUUCCUCACAUGAAGAAAAAUUGUUUAAUUUGGCAAAUGUAAAUUGUUCGGCUUCUGUUUUAAUAUAUGAAUAUGUACUCUUUUGAAUGGGAUGGGGUUUAAUGUGCUGCAUUAGUUGCUUGUAGUGCAAAAGAAGCUUACUGUGCUCUUAGACACAUAUGGGACUUGAUAAAUAUCAGUUACAUAAAAUUGUAUAAAUGUUUUUUCAAAAAUGAUCUUCAUUGGCGUCUUAUCAAUGUACUGUGACGGCGAGGACUCUUCUGGUAUGUGUCGUCGCAGCAUAAACCGUUUUGCUUGAAAGGAUAUUAUACUCCAUAAGCAGUCUAGUAGUGGGUGAGAGAAGAAACCUGAGCUUGUGCAUAAAUGGACUCAGUGGUCCACACUGAAAAAGACAAUAACCAAAUCCAUGAAACUGACGUGUUCAGUUAGGACACAGAAUCCCAGAGUUAUUGUGUAUUUUAAGAAGAAACAAACAUUCCAUCCUCAUUUCUUUUUUUUCCCAAAAGAACACAAAGAAAUACUUUAAAUAAGUUGUUUGCAGAUCAGAAAUCAACCCUUGAUUUAAAGAUUUUGCAAAUAAGAACGGGAGCCAACGUGCAUGUGACGUGUAAAGUAAACUGGCCCUACCUCUUACCUGAAAAUAAGCCUACAUCUGGGAUGGACGUUCAUAUGCUCGAACUGAUACAGGAAUGUGAGGCAGCACUCUGCUGAGGGAGUGGAAGUCCAGGGGUACUGAAGAAGGUGGUUUGGUUUUGCAAAGAGGUGGAUUUGAGGUUUUGUAUUUUUCAUACUAGCUGUAAAAGUACCAGCAUGAAUACAAACACCUAAAGUUAAUCCAAUUUUAAAUAAAGCCCAAGUUUUUGAUCA